Messenger RNA from Pomacea canaliculata, 2028 nucleotides. RefSeq lists its product as uncharacterized. The record is from RefSeq and is a predicted model, not a curated record. Gene Ontology annotation, biological process: neuropeptide signaling pathway. NCBI's taxonomy places the organism in Eukaryota, Metazoa, Mollusca, Gastropoda, Architaenioglossa, Ampullariidae. Gene Ontology annotation, cellular component: membrane. Gene Ontology annotation, molecular function: neuropeptide receptor activity.
GAACGGUAAGUGGCCGUGGUGGACGGCGGUUGGCGGUGUGUGCAGGGCACACACACAGGGUGAGCACCUUGCUCUCACCAUUUUGUUGCUCGCUGUUGAGCACUGAAUUGAGCCGCUAGGAGGAGCGCGCGCGCGCGUACUGCUGGCCGAGGGUUGACAAGGACAGCUAGUCAAACAUUUGACAAGAGGUGGCAAACCUGUGCCUUGGCAGAGCAGGCUGACCCGUGUCACUCUACGCUUUUUUACGUAGGCUACGAAUAUAUUGCACUUCGAGAGACUGACACCUCGCUGAGCUUCUGUUCGCAUCAUCCUGUAUGCUUCGCUUUUUUUGUUGCAUCGGUCCAGAAGGAUGAUGAAACAGUAAAACAAAGUCAUCAGGGGUUACUAAACUUGAAAAUGGCUGGCGAAGAUUCAGGGGAAGGGAUCACCGUGUCAGUGAACGUCAGCUCGACAGCAGACCAAGACUACAGUCAUCUCCCAGUCUACGACUUUCACAAGAUGGUGGCGCUAGACUGGGACAAGGUCUAUGACGGCCCCAUGAACCAACUGCUGUACACUUCUUGGAAUGGCCUGAACAUUGGGCGCCUGACUUUGGCCAUCUGGAUUCUGGCCAGCCAUUUGGCGCUGAUCCUCUUCGUGCUGGGCAAGGCCAAGCUACGGGAGCAACCGAAGAACAUCCUCAUCAUCAAUCUGUCUUUGGCCAACAUACUUUUAGGGGUCUUCCUCGUCCCCAUUAAGCUUCACUUCAUCCUAACGCCAGGCGUUUCAGACUGCAGUCUCAGCAAAGCGUGGGCGUUUCUCAAUGACUACUUUCAGGUUUGUUUGUCUCUCCUGGCAGUACUCGGUCUAGUAGUGGAGCGCCUGGUAUACGUCUUCACAGAGCGGCGAGGUCGCCUUCCGCGCUUCGCCAAGUGGUUCAACUGCGCUCUGUACAUCCUGCUACCCUGGCUGCUUUCCAUCCUCCUUCUCGUGCCCAUCUUCCUGACGGCGCUCGCGGAGAGAGUCCCCGGCGAGGCCUGCGCCUACCGCGUCCGCGAACGCCACCUGUUGGCAGUGCAGAUCAUCAGUUUCCUGCCAGCCGCUACAGCACUCUUCUUCGCCGCACCCGCCGCCGGCCUGCUGGACUGCCUGCGCAGCAAGGAGUGCCACGCGCUCCCCAGCACUCCCCGCGGCGAAAGCCUAGCCGUGGCCUGCCUGGUCAGCGUGCUGGCCGUCUGCGGCGAGGCGCCCUACUUCGUGGUGCGCGCGCUGCUGAUGAGGCUGGAGUGCAGCAACCCAUACUGCGCCCGCUUCAAUGCCGGGGUCACGGCCGGUAUGUGGGUCCGCAUCGCCAAGGCCGCCGUGCUGCCAUUCCUGUGGCUGGCCUACAGUGACUUCCGUGACGCACUGCUGUGCCGCUUCAACUACAAGAAAGUCAAAGACGAGAGCCUCAGUGAGAACGACGACGACCGCAAAGUGAUGAACACCAAGAUGUGAAGGGCCUGGAUUAUUGAUGUACCCAACUUGAAGACGCUAUUUCUGCUGCAGAUACGGGACUGGCACUUCCUAAGGAAUACUUUGGCCUCUGGGAAGAUUAACUCGGGAGGACAAGAUGGCCUCUGUCUCUGAGAUUCUUAACAGACCCUCAUAAUGUCCAACUGUACCUACUGACCUGUACAGCUGAUGUUGUGGUUGGUGUCAGAGAUUGAGUUGUGGCGCGGCUUAUGUUCUUUGAAAAAACAAAGCAGCUAGUGUGAUCGAAAUUAAAAAAUGUUCCCACGAAAACAUUUUCAGAGGUCAACACAUAGCCGUAAUUCCUUGAAUUUUGAACGAACAAAUCUGCCCAGCAUUUCCAUAUUUUGACUUUAUCAUUUUCUUCACUGGACAAACACGUUUUAAAUUUAAGGUACUCCAUCAUUACAUGUACAAAUAGCAAAAUUUAUUGAGAAGAGUUUCUUUUCAUCCAGCAUUCCCGUCGUAGGUAAUCUCCCCAUCAUCACAAACUAGUCUGAGAAACAAGUCUUGUAUACUUUCGUCACAAUGUCCGCU